Molecule: messenger RNA, 6482 nt
Organism: Dicentrarchus labrax (European seabass)
Lineage: Eukaryota; Metazoa; Chordata; Actinopteri; Moronidae
Gene: kpna6
Product: karyopherin alpha 6 (importin alpha 7)
Exons: 14
Coding region: 116-1732 (538 amino acids)
Biological process (GO): NLS-bearing protein import into nucleus
Cellular component (GO): nucleus; cytoplasm; nucleoplasm
Molecular function (GO): nuclear import signal receptor activity; protein binding
Source: RefSeq, a predicted model, not a curated record
GUCUCCGGCAGCCAUAUUGCUUACAGGAGCAAAUUCUGGAAAGCUAGAAGAGGAAAAGGAUUUAAAGUUGAUUUAUAUCUCCACGACUUGAUACACCCAAACUACAUAGGACACAAUGGAGCCGUCAGCCAGUCCGGCCAAAGAUAACUACAGGAUGAACCGCUACAAGAACAAGGCACUGAACCCAGAGGAGAUGAGGCGCAGGAGAGAGGAGGAGGGCAUCCAACUCAGGAAACAGAAACGAGAACAACAGCUUUUCAAGAGGAGGAAUGUGGACAUUCUCAAUGAAGAGGAGGCCAUGUUCGAGAGUCCUCUGGUGGACUCCUACCUCAGCUCUCCAGUAACAGAAGGAGUCAUUACCAGAGACAUGGUUGAGAUGCUUUUCUCAGAGGACCCAGAGCUUCAGCUCGCUACAACACAAAAGUUCAGAAAACUACUUUCCAAAGAGCCAAACCCACCAAUUGAUGAAGUUAUAAACACACCUAGAGUAGUGGAGAGGUUUGUGGAGUUCUUGAAGAUGAGUGUCAACUGCACACUACAGUUUGAAGCAGCUUGGGCACUGACCAACAUAGCAUCGGGCACAUCCAUGCAGACAAAAACAGUGAUUGAGGCUGGAGCAGUGCCAAUCUUCAUUGAACUACUUAAUUCCGACUUUGAAGAUGUCCAAGAACAGGCUGUGUGGGCCUUGGGGAAUAUUGCAGGGGAUAGUGCAGUGUGCAGGGACUACGUGCUGAACUGCAACAUCCUUCCACCCCUAUUAAUGCUUCUGACCAAAUCCACCAGAUUGACCAUGACUAGGAAUGCAGUGUGGGCUCUGUCUAACCUCUGCAGAGGAAAAAACCCUCCACCUGCGUUUGAAAAGGUGUCACCCUGUCUGCCAGUGCUGUCCAGGCUUUUAUUUAGCAGUGACCCAGACUUGCUGGCAGACGCCUGCUGGGCCCUGUCCUACCUCUCCGACGGCCCCAAUGACAAGAUCCAAGCUGUCAUCGACUCCGGCGUCUGCAGGCGUCUCGUAGAACUACUCAUGCACACUGACUAUAAGGUGGCCUCCCCUGCCUUGAGAGCUGUAGGAAACAUUGUCACUGGAGAUGACAUACAAACACAGGUGGUGUUGAACUGCUCAGCCCUGCCCUGUCUGCUGCACCUUCUCAGCAGUGCUAAAGAGUCCAUUCGCAAAGAGGCCUGCUGGACCAUCUCAAACAUCACAGCAGGAAACCGAGCACAAAUACAGACGGUAAUUGAUGCCAACAUCUUCCCAGUGCUGAUCGACAUUCUACAGAAAGCCGAGUUCAGAACCAGGAAAGAGGCAGCCUGGGCCAUCACUAACGCCACCUCUGGAGGAACACCAGAACAGAUCAGAUAUCUGGUGAACCUGGGCUGCAUUAAGCCCUUGUGUGAUCUGCUGACGGUGAUGGACUCAAAGAUCGUUCAGGUAGCUCUCAACGGGCUGGAGAACAUCCUGAGGCUGGGCGAGCAGGAGGCCAAGCAGGAGAACAAUGGCACUGGAGUUAACCCUUACUGCAGCCUCAUUGAAGAAGCCUAUGGUCUUGACAAGAUAGAGUUCCUCCAGAGCCACGACAACCAGGAGAUCUACCAGAAGGCCUUUGACCUAAUCGAGCACUACUUUGGGGUGGAGGACGAGGACAACAGUCUAGCCCCUCAGGUGGACCAGGCCAACCAGCAGUUCCUUUUCCCCCAGCAGGAGGCCCCCAUGGAGGGCUUCCAGCUAUAAGUCAGCACCCUUCUCUAGAAUUCACCAUUUACCCCCUUCCAUACCUCCCAAUCUCAUGGAGGGCCCCUAGAUGCCCGAGUCAUACUUCUAUGCCCUGUUCCCUGACCUGCCAUCACACCCCCGCCACCGCUACCAUCACCACACACACACACCCCCUUUGGAGGAAAACUAAAACUGUCCCGCUCUCCAGCCUAAAAGUACCCCUCUUUCUUCAUUCUCCUCAACCAGUGGACUGACUUCUUGCAGGGCAGACUCAUGUGAUACCUGGCCAAGGGGAGCGCGCCACACAAACUCCAUUACCCGUAGAAGAGGAAGUGAUCCCAAAGUGUGAGUCUGCCCUGGCUUAAAACGCACACACCGACAUCUUCCUGCCAUUUGAUAGCUCUUAGAUUCUCUCAUUGGCAGUAACGAUGGUUUGUUUGUUUUUGGUCUUUAUAUACACUUUCAUUUCUUUUCCAAUGGGACAUUCCUAUUUUCUGGAUAACCCAAGCAUCCACAAGUCCACAGACUGGGGUGCAUGAGGUGAAAUAUGCCUAGCUCUUGAUGUCAGAUUGACUUAGUACAAUUCAAAGAUGAAACCAACUCGUAACAUGAUCCCUUUUUGUUUUAGGAUUAUUUUCUCCCAAAACCUGAUUUACUGCUCCUUUUUUUUUUUUUCCUUUUUCUUGAUUGGCUUAGGGCUGGACUGCUGAUCUGUAUAGGGGGGUUCAGAUGCACAAAUGUCCACCCAAAGUCGAGGGCUUUCUACUACCCUGAGUCUGAUGCGUGAUCUUUUUUUUUUCUUCAAUCUAUUGACUUUUUUUUUACAAGUGGGACAAAUUUCAGGGGGGAGGGUUGAGGUGGGAUGAAGUGUAAAAAUAGGAAUUUAGGGAAGGCUCUGAAUGGGAUAGUGGAAAAGGGAUUGGGUUUUUAGAGGAUUUGUUUAAAGGUCUAUGAAAAAAAAUAAUCCAGGUGUUGAGGGUGGUAUAGUUAGAGAUCCUAUGUUCGUCGUGUGCUGUGUUAUUAAUAACAAUACAUUUGAAAUAUGAAGUGAUCUAACUAUUAAACGAGGCAUGGCUGGGGGUUCAGGGGGAAAAGAGCUGGCGGCAGCAGCAGCAAACCGAGCUUAUUUUUAUAUUGAAAUGAAUUCAAGGGAUUGCAGAUGUUUAAAGUAGGGUGAAAUACCACUUGCAGUAGAGACAUGUCAUGGAACAUUUAUAGUUUGGAUUUCUUUUUUUCUUUUUUAUUUCAUUGGAGCCCAGUGUAAACGGGUUGCUGCUGGUUAGCUAGGCCCUGUGGUCCCCCCCCCCCUCCCCAGAUGUAUGUGGUAGGGAUUUUGCAUGGUGUUAUAUUACCCUGCCUACAGUCACUGAGUAUCCCUGGCCAAACACACAGUUGCCAAAGAGAGACAGAGAACAGUGUGAAGAGAAGCUGUGAGACAUUGCUCUACACUGUUCAGCAUUUGGAGUUUAAAACAAAAAAAAACAGGAACUGUGCCACAACUAAUUGGUUUGGUGAUGUAAACAGUGAUAGUAUAGUGGCAGUGGUGGUGUUUUGUAUAGUGAUAGAGUUGAUAUAUAACCCUUGGCUUUCUAUAUCACUAUAUCUUUGAGGAAUGGGAAUAACAGCUGUCAAUGAUUUUGCAUGGGUCCAUUGUGAUAUGUGUAGGUACUGAUGUAAAUAGCCUAUCCUCUGCCUGGCUAGGAGAGUCUACGCCGCUUCUUUGUCCCCUCGUGGGUCUAAUAACAGCAAGAGUUUGGCUAGGGAUAUAUCUCAAACAAGUGACAAGCCUAACUGCAACAAAAAAUUCAAGUAUAAAUAUAUAUUUGAAUUUUGAUGUACUUGCAUUAUAUAUAUAUAUAUAUAUUUGCGCACACUUCAUGCACACUUGCAUACAACACCAGCAGACACUGUACACACACCUCACACAGAUGAGUGGCUAGUAGCAAGUAAAAUAGUUUCCAUGGUCUUUUGGAAUGAAAAAAAGUAGCUAUUCUUUUUAUUUUUGCCAUUUUUGGCUGUUUGUUUUUUCAGAGCACUUAGUAUAUUUUCUUUAUUUAUGAAAAUGCUGCCCUUGGUUCAGUUUUAAUGGAGAUUAUUUUCUGUUUUAAUUGAGACAAUGGAAAGAGAUGUUCCUUGAAUUCUAAAGUGACUCAGAGCACACUUAAGUCUUAUGGAAACUUUUUUGUUUGUUUGUUUCUAGCCACGUGACUUACGAUGGUUUAUAUUAGCCACGUAAACCCUAACCCCGGAUCGGCUCUGCCCGUGACAGAAGCUGAUCUUGGAUCAGAGUUUAGGCUUUGUGGAUAGAGCAGAACUGUGGUUGUGUGAUGUUUGACUGACAGGCACUGUGUAAGGAAGAGGUUGAUUGACUCUAUGACUAUGUCCCCAUCAGAGUCUAGGAGCCCCUGUUCUGUGGAUUACUGAAACAGCCCUAACAUUUAAUCAUGGACCCGUUAACAGAAUUAUGUUUACUCUCAACAAAAAUAUGUUGCAUAUCCUCAGAUUUAUUACUUUAUUCUUUACAAAAAACAAUUUCCUUUUUAUAUGAUAGGACAUCUUUUUGGAUGGACAGACUUGGAUGUUUCCAUUUGGGUUGUUUCAGUAUUACAUUUUUACACAUGCCUUUUAACUUCCUUUGUCAGUGCAGAUUAUUAUAUGACAUGCAAGGGUUUACGCGUUAAUUGGCAGGGGAACAUAUGUUAGUGAGGCUCUCUGUUUUUGCUUUCAUGAGUUUAAGAUGUUAUCCACAGAACACGUGCGCUCCUAGUAAGAGUUUAAAUCAUGAAUAAUUGAGCAUCAAGAACUUACUUCUACACGACAGAUGUGUAGAGCAGCAUUUAUACCUGAAGUCUUCGAUUUCAUGGCCAAUUCUGUGCUUGGCCGACAAAUAAUGCCAGAAUUGCAAUGUUUAAAAAAAAAAAAAAAAAAAAAAUGAAAGAAAAAAGAAUCGGUGAGUCGACCAGGAAAAAUAUUUAUAUUUCUGAAAACUGAAAAUGCACUCCUAUUCACAAAAGUGCCAAUCCGACCAACAAAGACUGGAGGUUCUUCUGUAUCUGUCUUUGACUUACAGAUUAUUUUUCUUUAUAUCUUUUAUUUACUUGAAUGUGCACACAUUUUGUGCAGAACAUUGCUGCUCUAUUUUCCUUAUCUUUAGAGUUACAUUAUUUGCCAUUGUUUCUUUGGAAAAAGUGGCAUUCUUUACUGUGGGCACCUAAAUAAGGAAUUGAAUUAAGGCAGUGUAAUUGUCUGGGGGGGAAAUUACUUGACUAAUUGCAUAAAACUGGUCUUUCCAGCUACUUGUUGUCCAUUGGUUUGAUAGUCCCCACUAUUGCAGUCUUCUAAUGGUUUUCACUGUGCAUAGCUAAGCUACAAAAUGUUUUGGAAUCAGAGAAUUGAUUUCAUGUGGCAAAUACAGUAGAGUAUAAUAUUUAGCAUUUUCAUGAGGUCACAGCCUGUAGCCUGCACCCCUCUUUGUUCAAAAAGAAACUCUGCACAGACUGAAAUAUUGUAGUACUUAGAUUUGGCACAUGAUGCAAAUUGAGGAAACGUAAGCGACUAUCAUAGGAGACAAUUGCAGGUACUAACCUUAUUGUCGUAGUUUACCAAAGUGUUGUCGUCCUGAAGGCUGGUUGAAAUUAUUUACUGGAUGUUUUUGUUCUCAAUAAUUUAUCGAAUUGGCUUGUGUUGACCCAGUCAGUACGACUGAGAGAUUGCUUCAGGUCAUUUAUAACUUGCUUCUUUUCAUUAGAAGCUGCAAUAGCUCAGUCCCUUUUUUUUUUAAAGUUCAAGUACUGUUUAGGGAGUUUAUAAAAUCUGCAAAAUAAUCCUGAAGACUGCAAUAAAUAUUGUCCCAAAUCAGGCACCCCAGAGGCAAAGAUCCACCUACAAACUGCUCUCACAGGUGACACUCCUUCCACUGGGUGGAGCUUACAGAGGCAACUACUUGACCUUUUUCUAAGAUAAAAGAUCUGGGAUUCAGAAAUUGUGCAGUGAUUUACAUUAAAAAGUAUUAUAAGUUAAACUAUAUGUAUGUUCUGAUACAUUGACAGGGAUUCAGAUGCAAUUCUAAUCACUUCUGAGAAGUGGCGAAAAAAGCCUCAUUAGAACACGUCACAGGAAAAAAAGGACAAUAAAAUAGGAGGUGUGGAUACAAGCCUUUUCUGCUUUUUCUUGAUCUUUUUCCUGAUCAGGAUAUUCUGGGCUAUAUUUUUGGAUAAUUGUGUUUAGAGUAAAAGUUUGUCCUAGUCAGGCUGCAUGAUCAGGAACCUUGUUAUCUAUAGGGGAAUGAACAGACAUCACUAAAUAUCUCAAAUCUGACUUGUCUUCCGUCCUAGAAGCUGUUCAUGUCUAUAUCAAAAUCUAAAGCCAUGCUUGGCUUGGUCAAGUAAUGUUGUCUACGCUACAAAUGUUUACAAUGCUACAUGUUUGUAAAAUACUUUUCAUUUGCCAUCACUGACCAGUCCUGGUGUAUUCUCUGCUCUGGUCCUCUCAUUUCUUUUACAUGUAUUUAUUUUCUCUAUUCUUGUUUAUGAUUUUUCAUUUGCUCAAAAUUACCCAUCUUAAACUGUGACUUGACUUGACUUUACCGACGGUAUGAAUGAGUGACGACAAACUAAUACACUUCAACUGAACAUGACACACAAACAUGAACAUGAAAAAAAUGCAUACAGGAAACAGCAACAAUAUUAAAAAUGUAAAGAAAAUAUGUUUAAAAUUGUUCAGUGGAAAUACUGUACAAAACAAAUAAAGUUAUGUUGCAACCCUUUAA